Molecule: messenger RNA, 1551 nt
Organism: Pipistrellus nathusii (Nathusius's pipistrelle)
Lineage: Eukaryota; Metazoa; Chordata; Mammalia; Chiroptera; Vespertilionidae
Source: the annotation of a GenBank genome assembly
AUGCUGCCCCGCGCCGGCCGGGCCGCACUGCCCCCGCUGCUCCGCUCCCUGCGCCGCGCCGCCGCCAUGAGCACCGGCAGCUUCCUCGUUUCGCAGCCGCUCAACUACCGCGGCGGCGCCCGCCUGCAGCCGGCGGACGCCUCGGGCUCCGAGACGGCGUUCGAGCCGGCCACCGGCCGCGUGAUCGCCACUUUCACCUGCUCCGGAGAGAAGGAGGUCCAUCUGGCUGUUCAGGAUGCCAAGGCCGCCUUCAAAAUAUGGAGUCAGAAGUCGGGCCUGGAGCGUGGCCGGAUCCUCUUGGAGGCCGCCAGGAUCAUCAGGGAGCGGAAGGAGGAAAUCGCCACCUUGGAGACCAUCAACAACGGCAAGUCCAUCCUGGAGGCCCGCCUGGACAUCGACACCUCCUGGCAGUGCCUGGAGUACUACGCGGGCCUGGCGGGGUCCUUGGCCGGCGAGCACAUCCAGCUCCCCGGCGGGUCCUUCGGUUACACCAGACGAGAGCCGCUGGGCGUGUGCGUGGGCAUCGGAGCCUGGAACUACCCCUUCCAGAUCGCCUCCUGGAAGUCGGCCCCCGCCUUGGCUUGUGGAAACGCCAUGGUCUUCAAGCCGUCCCCCUUCACGCCGCUGUCUGCGCUGCUGCUGGCCGAGAUCUACACGGAGGCGGGGGUGCCCCCCGGCCUCUUCAACGUGGUGCAGGGCGGCGCCGCCACCGGCCAGCUGCUGUGCGAGCACCGCGACGUGGCCAAGGUCUCCUUCACCGGGAGCGUGCCCACCGGCACCAAGAUCAUGGAGAUGUCGGCGAAAGGAAUCAAACCUGUCACCUUGGAACUCGGAGGCAAGUCUCCCCUGAUCAUCUUCGCAGACUGCCACCUGGAGAACGCGGUGAAGGGGGCGAUGAUGGCCAACUUCCUCACGCAGGGCGAGGUUUGCUGUAAUGGCACAAGAGUGUUCGUGCAAAAGGAAAUUCUUGAGAAAUUCACAAAGCACGUGGUGGAACAGACCCGGAGGAUAAAGAUUGGAGACCCCCUUCUGGAGGACACCAGGAUGGGCCCCCUCAUCAACCGGCUGCACCUGGAGCGAGUCCUCGGGUUUGUGAAAGUGGCCAAGGAGCAGGGGGCUAAGGUGCUGUGUGGGGGAGACCCGUACGUACCCGAAGACCCCAAGCUGAAGAAUGGCUUUUUCAUGAGACCUUGUGUGUUGGGUGACUGCAGGGAUGACAUGACCUGCGUGAAGGAAGAGAUCUUCGGGCCCGUUAUGUCCAUUCUGUCGUUCGACACUGAGGCGGAGGUUCUGGAACGAGCCAACAACACCUCCUUUGGACUCGCCGCCGGCGUCUUCACCAGGGACCUCCAGCGCGCUCACCGUGUGGUGGCCGAGCUGCAGGCCGGCGUGUGCUACAUCAACAACUACAAUGUCAGCCCCGUGGAGCUGCCCUUCGGCGGCUACAAGAAGUCCGGGUUUGGCAGAGAGAACGGCCGGGUGACCAUUGAGUAUUACUCACAGCUGAAGACCGUGUGUGUGGAGAUGGGCGACGUGGAGUCUGCUUUCUGA